Diospyros lotus (date-plum) is the source of this 1210-nucleotide messenger RNA. Its product is annotated as rac-like GTP-binding protein ARAC8. Gene Ontology annotation, biological process: establishment or maintenance of cell polarity; regulation of actin cytoskeleton organization; small GTPase-mediated signal transduction. The record is from RefSeq and is a predicted model, not a curated record. Lineage: Eukaryota; Viridiplantae; Streptophyta; Magnoliopsida; Ericales; Ebenaceae. Gene Ontology annotation, molecular function: GTPase activity; protein kinase binding; GTP binding. The coding region runs from base 254 to 889 and encodes 211 amino acids. Gene Ontology annotation, cellular component: cytoskeleton; cell cortex; cytoplasmic vesicle. The transcript is spliced from 8 exons.
CGACACAUAAAUUAAAUGCCGAAGCAAUCCAUCCAAGCUGUUUUUGCUCAUAAGAAAUGAAUAAGCAGCAGGCGGCACCUAGAAAUUAACUAAGGCAAUUGGUAUUGGCUAUUGAAGAGUGAACCCAGUGAGAAUCAUGUGAUCUUUGCCCCCAAUUUCUCUCUUUCUUCCUUUCUCAGGGCCCAAAACAAAAACCUUCCCACCAAACCCGCAAGCUUCUCUUUUAAUUUUCUUUCUUUCAGGUUCAUGGUCAAUGGCUUCAAGCGCUUCAAGAUUCAUCAAAUGUGUAACAGUGGGUGAUGGUGCCGUUGGCAAGACCUGCAUGCUUAUUUGCUACACCAGUAACAAAUUCCCCACUGACUACAUACCAACUGUAUUUGACAACUUCAGUGCAAACGUAGUGGUUGAAGGCACAACAGUAAAUUUAGGCCUUUGGGACACAGCUGGGCAAGAGGAUUACAAUAGGUUGAGGCCCUUGAGCUACCGAGGGGCGGAUGUAUUUGUCCUAGCUUUUUCAUUGGUUAGUCGUGCAAGCUACGAGAACAUACUAAAAAAGUGGAUCCCUGAACUUCAGCAUUAUGCUCCUGGAGUCCCAGUAGUACUUGUUGGCACCAAAUUGGACCUUCGUGAGGAUAAGCACUAUUUGGCUGAUCAUCCUGGAUUGGUGCCUGUGACCACUGCACAGGGAGAAGAGCUACGUAAACAGAUUGGUGCAGCAUAUUUUAUCGAAUGCAGCUCGAAAACCCAACAGAAUGUGAAGGCAGUUUUUGAUGCUGCAAUCAAGGUAGUUAUCAAGCCACCACAGAAACAGAAGGAGAAGAAGAAAAAGCAAUGGCAAGGAUGUCUAGUGAAUGGCCUUUGUGGAAGGAACUUUGUGUGUCUGAAAUGAAAGUUGCUCCUUCCCCUCCCCUAUCACGAAAUAUCAUCAGGCAGGUUUCAGUGGUUACAUCUGCCCCUGCGGCCAUUGAAUACCAACUAAUUGGUAGAAAGCAACAGCUGCGACAGCUCUUCCUUUUUCUCAUAUUUUCCAAGAAAAAUUAUAAAUAUGGCAGUCGGUGACAGUGUUCAGCUUUGAAUUUGUGUUAAACUGAGCAGAAUGAGUUUGUAUUGUAUGUAUGUAUGUAUGUAUGCUGUUGCUAGUGUUUGUUUGUAUUGUAUACUCAAAUUGUUAAAAAUGACAAAGUUUUAGGCUUCUUUAUCUUUGUUUAAA